Molecule: messenger RNA, 687 nt
Organism: Penicillium mononematosum
Lineage: Eukaryota; Fungi; Ascomycota; Eurotiomycetes; Eurotiales; Aspergillaceae
Exons: 2
Coding region: 1-687 (228 amino acids)
Source: RefSeq, a predicted model, not a curated record
AUGGCUGACAACCGUGCUACUCCUGAGCCUGAAGGCAAUGGCCUAAAUGGCAACAAAGAAAAUGGGGAUAACAGCCCUCCCUAUGCUCCCCUGGAGACCCUCGCUGCGAUCGCCGUGGCUGCCGCCGGUCCCUCUACCGCACCCGCCGCCGCGCCCACUAUCGAGACCGACGAACCCACUGUUGAGAUGGUGGAGGACAUAGGUGCCACCACUGCCGGAAACACUGGCGGCAACACUGGCGAGUCCGUCCAACCUGCGCCUCCCCACGCCUCCGCGUCAGGCCACGGACCACCAACCAGCGCUGCACUAGCCUAUCUUCAACGCGACCUCAUUCGCUCCCGUAUGACCCAUCGCCUGUCACCUUACCUGGCCGAGACUCCGAACCAGUUUCUUGGACAAGUUUGGAUCAACCACAUUGAUUCCCUUCUAGGCGUGCGCACCCAGAAUCAAACUGACGAGAUGCGGUAUUGCGUUGAGCAGGCCGACAGGGUCGUCCACUUGGCCAACGAUAUCUUGCGCCAGCAGAGGGAACUUUUGGCGGAAGUGAGACGUAUUGUUACUGGGGGAUAUCACAGUGGAGAUGAGUCCAACGAGCACAGUGAGGUCGAUGAGUUUGGCGAUGAGGCUGAGGGUGAUGGUGACGGUGAUGGAACUGCUGCCAACGGACGCAGUGCCGCAAAUGAGUAG